Messenger RNA from Vigna unguiculata (cowpea), 1959 nucleotides. Its product is annotated as cyclic dof factor 1-like. The record is from RefSeq and is a predicted model, not a curated record. Gene Ontology annotation, molecular function: DNA binding; DNA-binding transcription factor activity. Gene Ontology annotation, biological process: regulation of DNA-templated transcription. NCBI's taxonomy places the organism in Eukaryota, Viridiplantae, Streptophyta, Magnoliopsida, Fabales, Fabaceae.
UUUUCUAGCUUUUUUAGUGCAAAGUUUCACCCUUGAAAAGUUCCGUGGAAACAAAAGCUGCUUUUUUUACCAUCUCAUUUUCUCUCUCUUUCUCUAUCUCUCUCACUCUUUCUUUCUCUGUUCUAUCUAUAUCUAUGUAUCUUGGAACUGCUCAGAAGCUUCACACUGUUCUUGUGGAAAAAAACCAUUCAACAACAACAACACUACCAUUAAUUAAUACACAAGGGGACAUGUCUAAUAAGGAUCCGGGUAUUAGGCUCUUUGGCAGGAAGAUUCCGUUGCCGGAAUCUCAGAUUCCGGCCACUUCUCAGGUGGGAUAUCAGAUUCCGGCCAACUCUGCAACCAUGAAUGCUUACAAUGGCAUAAAGAAAAAAGAAGUUGAAAUGCCCUGUGCUGAAAACUCUGAGAAUAGCAAGCAAGAGACCCCACAUAAUAAUCCGCAGGAAAAUGAGUCAAAAGUAAACUCCAAAGCAGUAGAAAAUAACACAGAGAGUAGCAGCACAGAUGAAGAUAAAAUCUUGAAGAAACCAGACAAGAUUCUGCAUUGUCCUCGAUGCAACAGUUUAGACACCAAAUUCUGUUAUUUCAAUAACUACAAUGUGAAUCAACCUCGGCAUUUCUGCAAGAACUGCCAAAGGUAUUGGACUGCAGGUGGAACCAUGAGAAAUGUUCCAGUGGGUGCUGGGAGACGAAAGAACAAGCACCUAGCUUCUCAAUAUCGUCACAUUAUUGUAUCCUGUGACGGAAUUCCAACUACAAGUGACUCUUCUUGUCACCAACUUUCAACAACACUUCAAUCUGCCGCUGUUUUCAGGUCUUCAACAGAUAAUGGUACUGUGUUGAAAUUUUCUCCUGAUGCCCCUCCUCUCUGUGAAUCCAUGGAGUCAAUGCUUAAUCUCAAAGAACAAAAUCAUGAAAAAGUGGAGGAGGAAGUAUCCUUAUGUGGAUCAUCAUCUAUGACCAAUGCUUGCACUCCAAGAAACAAAUCAACUGAACCAACUGCAUCAAAACCUCUGCAGUGUUAUCCUGUUCCUCCGUGGAUAUUCCCUUGGAAUCAAGAUUGGAACAAUGUUGCUUCCACUGCAUCAGUUCACCCCUCUUCACUACAAAUUUGCAACCCUUAUACCAGUGCCGACCCUGCUUCAAUGCAGUGGUGUCCUACACCGAUCAUGGCAGUUCCAACAAUCUACCCACCAAGCUUUCCCUUGCAAUUUGUUCCUGGAUCAUACUGGGGUGGAACAGGAGCAGCUUCAACGGGUUUCAAUGGCUGCCUUUCACCUACUUCCUCUACCAGUAAUAGCUGCUGCUCCGGCAACGGCUCCCCAACACUUGGAAAACACACAAGAGACAACCUUUCAACAGAUGAACAAAAAUCAGACAUGUGUGUGUUGGUUCCAACGACCCUUACAAUUGAUGAUCCAAAUGGGGCCUCAAAAUUGGCCUCAUCAGGAACCAACCCUGAUAACCAGCAAUGUGUACCAGAAGGUGCUAUUUCAAAAAGGGCAAAGGCUAGAGAAGGGAAAGACCGUGUCUUGGGUGUGUCUCAAAUCUUGGAAGCUAACCCUGCAGCGAUUUCUCGUGCUCAUGCAUUCCAAGAGGGCAUUUGAUGAGUUUCUAGCCUCCACUUCCCCUUCGUAAUCCUGUGCAUAUUGGUUGGUUCACAUGCAUAAAAUUUGUUUUGCAGGUAGCGUUUUUAGUUUGUGCAGUACAUUUUGUAUCUACAUUCUGUUGUUUUAAAUCUAUUUUUGAGUUAUGAUCUCUGAAAUUGUUGAUUCUUGGAGACGCUAGCUAGUGCAGCAAUAAUACAGUGAUCCCUGCAUCACUCACCAUUUCAGGUAGUGUAAAUGGCAAGUUUAGUCAUUGUUGUCUGUAACAAAUUCUUAGGUUUCUUGUCCCUUGUUCUAACGAAGAAUUCUUAGUUUCUCUGAAAAUAAUGCUACACCAAAUCAAUUAAAAACA